GAACUAAAACCAGGAACCAAGACCAAGAACCAAGACCAGGAACCAAGACCAGGAACCAAGACCAGGAACCAAAACCAGGAACCAAGACCAAGAACCAAGACCAGGAACCAAGACCAGGAACCAAGACCAGGAACCAAGACCAAGAACCAAGACCAGGAAUCAAGACCAGGAACCAAGACCAAGAACCAAGACCAAGAACCAAGACCCAGAACCAAAACCAGGAACCAAGACCAAGAACCAAGACCAGGAACCAAGACCAGGAACCAAGACCAAGAACCAAGACCAAGAACCAAGACCAGGAACCAAGACCAAGAACCAAGACCAAGAACCAAGACCAGGAACCAAGACCAAGAACCAAGACCAAGAACCAAGACCCAGAACCAAAACCAGGAACCAAGACCAAGAACCAAGAACAAGAACCAAAACCAGGAACCAAGACCAAGAACCAAGACCAGGAACCAAGACCAAGAACCAAGACCAAGAACCAAGACCAGGAACCAAGACCAAGAACCAAGACCAGGAAUCAAGACCAGGAACCAAGACCAAGAACCAAGACCAUGAACCAAGACCAAGAACCAAGACCAGGAAUCAAGACCAGGAACCAAGCCCAAGAACCAAGACCAAGAACCAAAACCAGGAACCAAGACCAAGAACCAAUACCAGGAACCAAGACCAGAAACCAAGACCAGGAACCAAGACCAAAAACCAAGACCAAGAACCAAGACCAUGAACCAAGACAAGGAACCAAGACCAGGAACCAAGACCAAGAACCAAGAACCAAGACCAACACUAAUAACAAAAUAAAUACCAAAACCAAGACCACAACCAAGACUUUGAUCAGCACCAGUGGCUCCGUUACAUUUGCCGGAUCGAACCAGUGA
This is a messenger RNA of Armigeres subalbatus, 881 nucleotides long. RefSeq names its product protein IWS1 homolog. The record is from RefSeq and is a predicted model, not a curated record. The transcript has 2 exons. The annotation marks the transcript as partial. NCBI's taxonomy places the organism in Eukaryota, Metazoa, Arthropoda, Insecta, Diptera, Culicidae.